GGCGUGAAGUCGCGUCGACGGCGUCGACCUUACCGUCCGGGUUUCCGGUAGGCCGCAAGGGCUCCAUCCUGUUGCUCGACGCGGACCCCUUCGCCACGAGUGUUUGGGGGCUGCUGAGUCAACCCACCAUGAGCAGUUCUGGCAUUGUUAGCGGAGCGGUUGGUGGCGGAUCCGGUACGGCAAGCGUUACGGGGAUGACUGCCGCCGCCGCCGCUGCUGCUGUUUCUGCCGGCAAGGCGAUGGCUGCGGCGACUACGGCCGCCGCCACCACAGCUGACGCUACGAAUAUGGCCUUGUUCGCAGCAGAGAGCAGUGGACCCAUGGCCCCGCACGAAUUGUCGCUGUCGUCGUCGCCGGCGGGUGCUGCAUACGCGGCAGCAGCCUUACGAGAUCCCUUCACACGACGAUCUGACACCUCCCGUGGAGGAUCUCAGCUGCAUCUUGGUGGUGGCGGUGGCGGUGGUGGAUCCCACCGGGAGCCGUUCACCCUCGGUGGGUCGUUGGUACGUCAGUUCGAGGGGCCGCUUGGGCGUCAACUGUUGGCUCCCGAGGCUCCCACGCCGCGCCUUAGUCAGCCGCUGCAGCACAGCCCGCCGCAGCAGCCGCUUUCAGCUGAGCACAGUCGUCAGGCGGUGACGGCUGUUCAGUCGGGAGCACCCGGAGGCCAACAGGAGCAGCAGGGCCAGGGGCAACAGCGGCAGGUGCAGGGCCAAUCGCAGCAGCAGCAGCAGCUGAACCAGCAGCAGCAGCGGUCCACGGGAACCUGGGCCUUGUCGGCCGCGGCCACAGUGGCGAGGCACCGGGCGAGUCUGCGAGGGAGGUCGCUGUUGCGACACAGCAGCAUUGAGCGGACGGAUAGCGUCAGCCCUAGAAGCACCACCACCGCCCAGCACAACAGCUCCCACCAACACCACCGCAGCUUUGCUGAGAUCUUCCGUACGCUUGCCUUCCCACGCGGCUCGGAUGUCGCCCCUCCCGCCGGCCGCACGCGCAGCAGCGGCAAUGUCUCGCUAGGCCUGGGCAUGUUGGGCACGUGGGUCGGUUCCCACACCGGUCGCAACCUCACCGGCACCCCCACCAGCCAACACGGAAGUCACACCAGCCACGCCAACAGCCCCGGUCAUAGCCCCAGCCACCAUAACCCCCACCACCCCCAACACCACAGCUCACGCCUGUACGCACGCCUGUACGCGCAUCACCACCACAAUAAACACAACCAGCAACCAGCGCACAACCAGCACAACAGCCAUGGCCCCAACCACCUUCGCAGUGGCCAUCAGGCUUCGGCUGACGUCGAGGAUUCCGUGGAUGACGUAGGCAGCGUACGCAGCGCCGUGGGUGGUGUGUAUGCCAGCGAAAAAGGCAGCCGGAGUUAUACAGCUGCUCGGUCCAACCGAAGCUUCGUAGUCCCCACUCCACGCAUCCCCAGCUCUCCUGCGCUUCCGCGUGUGGUUGCUUUUGCCUCUUCGCUGCGUCAUGCGCCGCCGCCUGUGCAGCAGCUGCAGCAGCAGAUGUCGCUGAAACGAACCUCCAGCCGCACCUCUCGCGUGGACAGCUCGCACUUGGAUAGCCGGCAGCUGGACAGUCCCACCUACAUCAUCAACAUGGCGAUGGGGGCGGUCGUAGUUGGCGGUGGAGCAGGCGGCGGAGGGCAGCAGGGCAGUCGUCCGGACUCUGCUAUUGCCUCGCCCACGUUCACAGAACGCCAGUCGGGUGCUGUAGCGUCAGGUGCGAUGGGAACGGUGGUGGUGACAGACGAGAGAGCGCUGCAGCCGUCAGGUGGCUGUGCUGGACCCUACAUGCCCAUGUCCCGUAACAGUGCCGGCAGCGGCGCGGUGCUUCCGCUGUCGCGUCAGCAGCUGACGUCACCUGCUGCCGGCGGAGGUGGCGGAUUCCAGGGUAGUGCGCCUGCGGUCGCUUGUGGGAACGCAGCGGGGGCGGCAGAUCUGCGGGAUGCCUUCCUAGGCGCGGGCGCGGGACAGCGCCUGUCAGUGAGCGGGCCGGCCGCUGCCGUCGCGUCCGUCGCCACCGCCACAGGUAGCGAUGUAGUGCUUUCUGUGGCCGCUGGAGGACAGGGGGAGGCGGAGGGAAGCAAGGCGGCAAGCACAGGCGUGGGAGGCGCGAGUGACGCCACGGUGGAGGUGGAGGCGGAGGAAGAGGUGGAGGGAGAGGGCGAGUUGGAGGUGGAAUGCUGGCAGGAGGUGACGGCAACACGAACCGUGGACACGGCCACCGGGCAGGCGGUGUUGUUGUUGACGCAGGUGGACGUGACGGCCAAGGUCCUUGCAGAGCGGCACAUCGCACGUGUUUCGGAGACGGAGCAUCGACUUUUAGAGGAGAUCUUCCCUCGUCACGUGCUGGCCUACAUGACGGAGGAAGGUGGCCCCUGGGCCGGCCACGGCGGUGGCUCCCUGCACCACCGGACUGCCGGCUGGCGACCCGUGGUUCGCGACAUUAACAAGCUGGCCACAUCGCAUGAUGAGGUUACCCUGUUGUUCGCUGACAUUCAAGGCUUUACGCCCAUGUGCAAAAUCCUGGAGCCGCGUGUGGUGAUGACAUUCCUCAACGACCUCUUCACUCGCUUCGACCGACGACUUGACGAGUUUGGCGUGUACAAGGUGGAAACCAUCGGCGACUGCUACUUCGUGGUCGGGGGACUUGUGCAGGAGGAUGAGGACGGAAUGCUGACUGUCCGGGAGGGCGGAGGUCGGGGGGAUCGACAGCAUGCGGAACGCGUCUUCAUGUUUGCAAAGGCGAUGCUACUGGCGGCGUCCCAAGUGACGUUGCCCACCACGGGAUGUCCAGUGCGCAUGCGCAUCGGCAUUCACUCGGGGCCAGUGGUGAGCGGAGUAGUGGGGCAGCGCAUGCCUCGCUUCUGCCUCUUCGGCGAUGCCGUCAACACAGCCUCCCGCAUGGAGAGCACGGGAGUCGCGGGCUGUAUCCAUGCCUCUGAUGCCUCCUGGCGACUGCUUAGCAACGAGGCGUGGGUGCCUACCGGAGGCAUCGAGGUUAAGGGCCGCGGCCUCAUGCAAACGUACCUAUGGGCGCCCCCAUAUGCGGACCUACCUCCGGAAUCUCAAGCCAUCCUGCAGAAAUGCAUGCAAGCAGCAACCGCGUCCGGAGCGACUAUGACGUCGUCAGCAGCAGCCACAACGUCAGGAGCUGCGACGAACAUAGCUGCUGGGGCCACAGCACAACAGCCCAUGCAGCGGCAAGGCUCUCGACAAGAGCAGGGACAGCAGCAGCAGCAGCGAGGGCGACAGGCGGGUUGGGUCGACUCAGUCGCAGCUUGCAGCCAAAAUGGGCAAGAUCAGGUUCUGUUAAGAAACCGUUCUUUGGUAUCGACCGCUGCUGCUGCUGCAGCUGCUGCUGCGGCUAGUAGCACCGUUGCUUCUUCCAUCGCUUCCUGUGUUGGCGGCGGCGAUGGCCGUAGUCAUGGGGCAGCUGCAGCAGCUACUGCUGCUACCGCUACCGCUGUUGCUCGAAUGACCGCUCCGGCGACCGCCACGUCGGGCAGCAAUGUCCAAGACGCUGCUGUGGAUAGCUGCAAUACACUCGCGGCGCUGCUACUGUAGGCAAUGAGCCUGGGUGUCCAUUUUGCGCUAUGCCACUUUCGCAGUGCAAGGUAGGACAGGCCAGGAUACCUAAAUCUCUCACCUGAUGCUGUGAUUUUGAGCCCAUGCUUGGAGCCCAGCACGAGAGUACCGAUAGCAAGCAGGGGAGCAGCAGGAAUGAAGCUGGCCCAUGAAUAUUUUGCCACGGUUGCCUCGCAUCUGAGUUUAUUUCUAUGCUGUGAGAGAAUACGCCUGCUGUGGCUGUUUGUGAAUGUGCAAACACCGACAGUUAAUGCAGCAACUGAAGAUACGGAAGAUUUUAUGACGGUUGGGAUGUUGUCUAUCGACGCUAUCGGAACACCGCAGAUUGCGGUGCAACAACAGCCUAGGUACUAGAGUGCCCUUGCAAGCUGUGGUGCAGCAAAAGUUAUAGGCGCAUCUCACCAGCUGCAAACGCUUUGAUGUGCCAUGAGCGAGUGUGUCGACUGGGGAGCGCAUUGGGUGCCAUAGUUGGGUAAGGUAUACUACCGAGCGAAAACAUAUGCGGCAAAAAUGCAUUGGACAGUAGUUAACAGUGAUGAGGCCGUACUAAGCGAGGAAUAGUGUGAGUGAACUUGUCUGGAGCUCACGGCGUGCAGGAUAGUGGAACGGGAUGCGAGGAGAACAAUGCGGUGUGUUAAUAAUGGCUGUCGACGGAGGUCUUGAGAAGGGUAUUUUAUUUGGGAAGAGGUGGAGAGGUGCUCGGCUGAACUACUGCGAACUUAACAGGCGUGGUGAAAAGCUACGAGCAUUGAUGUGCACUCUCGUACGUUUGUACGGCGGAUUUUGGUUUCACUUUUGGCUCGGCAGUCCUUGCCUUUGCUUGGAAUCUUAGCCUCAUGUGCGCCGUGAUGGGCCAUCAUCUAUCACCUUGGGCCUUUUGGGAGCCCUCAAAAACUGCUGCUGCUCCUACCACCAUGUAUGCAUGUACACACGCGGGUUGCUCAAGGCAAGGCCCGGGGCGGUGCCCUGGACGUUGCCCUGGAGUCACAUUUAGGGUUUUAGGGUUGUCCCCUUGGUCGCCGCGCGCGGCGAGAUUAAAGCAGUAUAUUUAUGGAGAGGUACCGGUAUGCGUGAGUCGUUUGGGCUUUGGGCGAACGAUUUUGGCACCAUCUUCAUAUGUAUCCAUUUUUGGGGCGGAGCCCAUAGGCUUGGUUCUGUCUAACUUCAGUAAGGCACCCGCCAUGAACUUGGGCGCAUUGCGCGCAAUGGAAAUUACGCUGAAAAUGGGAUGGUUGCGCGCAACGGUCCCGCGCAACACGCCCAUGUUCCUGGCUUACAAAUUCGCCUCGUUUUACACCGCAGAGCGUAUCUUUGGGCAUAAUAUGGUGUCCUCUUAUUUUAGCGUAAAAUGGGAC
Messenger RNA from Astrephomene gubernaculifera, 4951 nucleotides. The record is from the annotation of a GenBank genome assembly. Lineage: Eukaryota; Viridiplantae; Chlorophyta; Chlorophyceae; Chlamydomonadales; Astrephomenaceae.